Molecule: messenger RNA, 1729 nt
Organism: Vigna unguiculata (cowpea)
Lineage: Eukaryota; Viridiplantae; Streptophyta; Magnoliopsida; Fabales; Fabaceae
Cellular component (GO): nucleus
Molecular function (GO): transcription corepressor activity
Source: RefSeq, a predicted model, not a curated record
AUGAAUACAGAAGAUGGAGACAAACUUUUCUCUGGUCAGAAGUAUAUUGAACUGUUGUCUCGCUUGACUGUCCGUGUCUCAGAAGAACAUAAAGAUGAUUUGCAACAGGUUUCCAAGUCCUAUUCAAAUGGGAGAACUUCUCUAGAGGAAUAUGUCUCUUCUUUGAAGUCUAUUGUUGGACUAGGUGUUCUUGUGGAAGCUAUAGGGAUUGGUAAGGGUAAGGAAGACCUUACCAGUCCAGCCAUAGAACGUGGGAAGAAAAUCCAGGCUUCACAAGCUACCAAAGCUUGGUCUUCUCUUGGACCCUGUGAUAUAAUCAAACAUUUGACUGAAGACUAUCAAUCGAGUAAAACUAAAAGUAAUGAUAUAUUCUGGGAAGCUGUUUGGCCCCGCUUGUUGGCAAGAGGUUGGCACUCAGAGAAACUAAAGAAUCAAGGUCAUCUCAGUUCCAAAAAUGUUGUAGUAUUUCUUCUCCCUGGUGUUAAGAAGUUUUCUAAAAGAAAACUUGUAAAAGGUGAUCAUUAUUUUGAUUCUGUCAGAGAUGUCUUGAGCAGAGUGAUAGUUGAACCAAAUCUUCUUAAACUUGAAGAUCUAAAAACAAAGGUUGGUGGCUGCAAUGAAGAAAAGAUAGAAAAGGGAUCCAACGAGGGUGGUCAACCUGAAAACCAUCACCAUUGUUACCUCAAACACCAAGUUUCUACUAACUGUGAGAGAGAGACAGAAGCUGCUAUUGUACACAGCAAAGAAAGCAAAGAGAAUAAUAAUAAUGCUGAUUACCAUGAAGGAAAACACAAUGGAGAUUCUACUAGCCAAAAUGAAGUGAAUGUUAAGUCCGCAUAUGAUGAUGCAAACAAUAUGGCAGAAAACUGUGAAAAUCAGAUUACCUAUGUGGCUAGUGGCAAUCAACUAAAGAGAACCAUUCGGCAUAAAUUCAGACGAAGACCAAGAUCAAGUCAUUCAGAUCUUGCAGGUCCUCCCAUCAAACAGCUAAAACUUUCUCCACAUGCUGAGGUUGAAACAGGUCACAUUUUUGUGAACUCUGCAGGAAGCAUAGGAUCAGAAAAACAGGAACUCUCUCGGUCAUCAUGCAUUCCAGACGUCAAUAAGAAAGCCAGUAAUGAACUUGGUCAUCAGCAGGAGGUGACUUUAAUUUCUUCCUUAGCUGAAGGAGGUCCAGAAUUAGAAAAUGAAAGAAGAAAUAUUAGUGGGGCUUGUCUUGACAAAGGCAUUUCUUGUGACAAAGUGGAGAAAGGUGAACCACAACACACCAUCAACUUCAAUGAAUCUCAAGUUCUACUGAUGUCUGAAGAUGCUGAGUUGAUGACAACAACUGAGGAAGAUAAGCAGGACCUCAAGCCAAAAGAUACAAAAGAUAUAAUUUUAAGGAGGAGCACAAGGAAAAGACCAUUAACCAUUAGAGCAUUGGAAUCUUUAACCAAUAAAUUCUUGCAGACACAAAGGAAAGGGAAAAGAAAAGACACCCUCUCAUUUAAAGAUCCCUUGAAUAAAAUUUGCAACCACAUGACUCACGAGAGAGGUCUACAAAACGCAAUGUAGCUAGGAUGAUUGAUUGGACUCAUUCAGUAAAAGAACAGCAUUUGAAUAGUUAUUAUUGUGUUUGCCUUUAGAUUAUAUUAAAUAACAGUUGUAUUUUAUAGGAAUUUCAUAAUGAAGAGGUUGGAAAUGUAUGAUGCUCCUCUCUGACUUUAUUACAUUUUAAAGUUAGCAA